Molecule: messenger RNA, 672 nt
Organism: Dissoconium aciculare CBS 342.82
Lineage: Eukaryota; Fungi; Ascomycota; Dothideomycetes; Mycosphaerellales; Dissoconiaceae
Exons: 3
Coding region: 1-672 (223 amino acids)
Biological process (GO): proton motive force-driven ATP synthesis
Molecular function (GO): proton transmembrane transporter activity
Source: RefSeq, a predicted model, not a curated record
AUGUCAUCUCCUUCGCUAGCACGUCUGGCGAUCCGGCAAUCAAAGACUCUCGUGCAGCGACGGGCUGCCUCUACCACUACCGAGGCUGCCAAUGCUGCGUCUUCAGGAGCCGCGAAGGCCACGGAAGCUGUUCAAAACACUGCUGCAAAGGCGCAACAGGGCCUCUCGAAGGUGACUAGCAGCGCAAGCUCUACCGUGAGCAACGCCGCUACCGCCGCUGCAAACACUGCUCAAAAUGCCGGCGGUCGCGUUGGCCAGGUUGUCUCUUUCGUUCAAGCAGGUCUUAUCCCUCCGACCAUCUACUACGCAAAAGUUGGUGGUGAGCUUGCAAAGCUCAUCUACACUGGUCGCGGCAUGCAGCCACCAACCCUCCAAUCUGUUCAGUCUUACCUGACACCGCUCCAAAACGCUCUGCGCAACCCGUCCUCGCUCACUUCACCCGCAGCACAGAAGGCUGCUCAGUCCGCCGCUCAGACUGCCGCGCACACCGCCGAGGCCGCUGCUGCCAACCCACAAUCAUUUAUUGCCCGAUUAAGAGAGGGUGACCACGGUGCCCUUUUGACCGUCGGUGUCGUUGCCGCUGAGACUCUUGGUUUCUUCUCCGUUGGUGAGAUCAUCGGUCGUUUUAACAUUGUCGGCUACCGCGGUCAGCCUCCCCACGGAGAUCACUAG